AUGGCACUCAUUCUCUAUCUGAGUGUCCUGGCGGGGACAUUUUUCUCCGCUCACUCGUCUGUGCAGAAAGAUGACCAUGCCCCCUAUUUGGUCUACCUCAAGUCUCACUUCAACCCCUGCGUGGGUGUCCUCAUCAAAAGCAACUGGGUGCUGGCCCCGGCUCACUGCUACUUACCAAAUCUGAAAGUGAUGCUGGGAAAUUUCAGGAUCAGAGUCAGAGAUGGGACAGAGCAGACAAUUAACCCCAUCCAGAUUAUCCGCUACUGGAACCACAGUCACAGUGCUCCCCAGGAUGACCUCAUGCUCAUUAAGCUGGCCAAGCCCGCCACCCUCAACCACAAAGUCCAAACCCUUCCCCUCGCCACCAGCACUGUCAAGCCAGGCACCAACUGCCUACUCUCAGGUUUGGACUGGAGCCAGGACAACAACAGCAGACACCCUGAUUUAAGGCAGAACCUGGAGGCCCCUGUGAUGGCUGAUAAAGACUGCCAGAAAACCAAACAAGGAAAAAGCCACAGAAACUCCUUAUGUGUGAAAUUCGUGAAAGUGUUCAGUCGAAUCUUUGGGGAGGUGGCUGUCGCUACUGUCAUCUGCCAAAACAAGCUCCAGGGGAUCGAGGUUGGCCAAUUCAUGGGCGGGGACGUGGGCAUCUACACCAAUGUUCAAAAAUAUGUAACCUGGAUUGAAAACAUCACUAAGAACAAAUGAGGCCACGCGUCUCCCUCUGCUGCCCGCUGGCUCUGCCACCGAUGCUAUAAAACUUUCCCCAAACUCAAAAUAAAACAUCUGAAUAGAAAUAUUUGGAUGCAUCACACCA
This is a messenger RNA of Phacochoerus africanus (Common warthog), 817 nucleotides long. RefSeq names its product serine protease 37 (gene PRSS37). NCBI's taxonomy places the organism in Eukaryota, Metazoa, Chordata, Mammalia, Artiodactyla, Suidae. The record is from RefSeq and is a predicted model, not a curated record. The transcript is spliced from 5 exons. Bases 1 to 708 code for a protein of 235 amino acids. Gene Ontology annotation, molecular function: serine-type endopeptidase activity. Gene Ontology annotation, cellular component: acrosomal vesicle. Gene Ontology annotation, biological process: positive regulation of acrosome reaction; proteolysis.